Acipenser ruthenus (sterlet) is the source of this 2880-nucleotide messenger RNA. Its product is annotated as outer mitochondrial transmembrane helix translocase-like. Gene Ontology annotation, molecular function: ATP binding; ATP hydrolysis activity. Bases 159 to 1259 code for a protein of 366 amino acids. Lineage: Eukaryota; Metazoa; Chordata; Actinopteri; Acipenseriformes; Acipenseridae. The record is from RefSeq and is a predicted model, not a curated record. Gene Ontology annotation, cellular component: mitochondrial outer membrane. The transcript is spliced from 10 exons.
AACCUUUGAGCUUAUUUCUUUGUUUCCAGUACUUCUGCGUGCAGUGCGUCAGAGCCAUUCGAGCGGUUCCUUUUUCUUUGUACUUCCUGGAAUCUCGGUAGCGGCAUUUGGGUUUAGAGUUGAGUUGAGUUGAGUUGAGUUGAGGUCCUUUGAAAGAGAUGGUGCUUAAAGAGAUCCCCACCGAGAAUUUUACACGACCCUUGGGUCGCAAUGAAGUUAUUGGUUUACUUUUUAAGUUGACGAUAUUUGGCGCUGUAACCUAUUUUACCAUCAAGUGGAUGGUAGAUGCUAUUGAUCCCACAAGGAAGCAAAAAAUGGAAGCACAGAAGCAGGCAGAAAAGCUUAUGAAACAAAUUGGUGUGAAGAAGGUUAAGCUCUCAGAAUAUGAGAUGAGCAUUGCAGCCCAUUUGGUAGACCCUCUGAAUAUGCAGAUCACUUGGAGUGACAUUGCUGGUCUGGAUGAUGUCAUUACUGAACUGAAAGAUACAGUUAUACUUCCCAUCCAGAAGAGGCAUUUGUUUGAAGGCUCAAGACUGCUGCAGCCCCCAAAAGGUGUGCUACUGUAUGGCCCCCCAGGCUGUGGUAAAACCCUGAUUGCCAAAGCUACAGCCAAAGAAGCAGGCUUUCGCUUCAUUAACCUGCAGCCCUCCACCCUGACUGACAAGUGGUACGGAGAAUCUCAGAAACUCGCUGCUGCUGUUUUCUCACUGGCGAUAAAACUGCAGCCUUCCAUCAUCUUCAUCGAUGAAAUUGAUUCUUUCUUGAGGAGCCGUUCUAGCUCUGACCAUGAAGCCACUGCUAUGAUGAAAGCGCAGUUCAUGAGUCUGUGGGAUGGCCUGGAUACAGAUUACAACUGCCAGGUUAUAGUUAUGGGAGCUACAAACCGUCCUCAGGAUUUGGAUUCUGCCAUUCUAAGGAGGAUGCCAACAAGGUUCCAUAUCAAUCUGCCUAACCACAGGCAACGGGAGGAAAUUCUCAAACUCAUUUUAGAAAAUGAAAAUGUGGACACCCUUGUGGACCUCCGUGAAGUUGCUAAGGAUACGGAUGGAUUCUCGGGAAGUGACCUGAGAGAGAUGUGCAGGGAUUCUGCUCUGCUUUGUGUCAGAGACUAUGUCCGUAACAACACCCAUGAAAGCAGUGUUGAAGAAGAUUUUGUGAGACCCAUCGCACAAGGUGAUCUCCGACUGGCAAUAGAAAAGAUGAAGAAAUCAAAAACUGCAGGCGUUCAGGGUGUUCUGAUGCAUUCUGCCUUGGACUGAGCAGAACACCCACCAAAAUGUUAUUCCGUGAUCAGCAGUCAGUGUACAGUUAUUUAAAUGAAAUGUUGUUUUUUUUUAAAGAUGCUAAUGAAAAUAGCUGAGUACAAGCUAAAUCAAUUUCUACACUGAGGAUAGGGUAUAUUCUUCCGGAAGAUUUCGCUGUAUAUAUUUAUUUGUAGUAAGAUUCAAUAAAAUAAAUAGUUCCUAUAAUACACCGAUUUUUAAGUAGAUAUUUAGGCCAACAUAGCACCAAAUUGUAAUGUGUUCAAAGUCAAAUAUCUUAAAAACAACUUUUGCUGAAUUCACUGGAACUGCGAACACUUCAGGUAAUCAUGUUACUGAAACAAGGAAAGGAAGUGUCCUCGAUCUAGUUUUAAAUACAAUAAUGUUUGGAUACAGUGCACUGUAUAUUUCGCUAAAUUAAGAUUGCGUAAAUUAGUACAAUUAUUAUUUUUUUUUGUAGCUCAAAAUUGUUUAGUGUGUGAGGGAAAAAUAAAUAUUAGCUAAAACUAUAUAAACUCAACAUUUGGUUUAGUCUUGUGUAAUCAGACUGGAGGCAGAAGACAAAACAUUUGCUGUAGCUUUCUCAGAAUUUAUAAUCAUUUAUAAAUAUGUUCAAGUAAGUGAGAAAUAUUACAUAGGUCAAUACAAUUGCUUGAAGUCUCUAUUUACAACAAGCCUGGUGGAUUCUAGAAGGAGAGUCUAAGAUGAUUCCAACACAUUCCCUUAAGCCUUAUAACCCGGCUAAUUCCUGUACAGAACAUUCAUGUUUUUAUUUGAUUUGCCUUGGUGUGAUACCAAAAACCUGUACUCCGUGAGUUUCACUAUGAGGAACUCCCCACAGUACUGUCGACCAGAUGUUUGCUCAGUUGAGACUAGUUUUUGAAUUGACACAGCUUGUGAUAACAUAAAUUGGUGAAGUUUAUGUGUUUUCCAAAUGUUUGUCAUUGAAUCUAUUAAGUGUCUUGGUGUUUCUAAAUGUAGCACUAUUGAGUAUUUAAUAGUUAUGGAUGAUUUAGUGAGCAUUAACACUCAAGUGUUCCCCAAUGUUGCUCUUCGGUUUAGAAAAAGAGGCUGUUGUAGGUCCUAAAUAUGGUUAAACUUAGCCAUCUUUAAAAAUAGUAUUUACAGCAUAGAGUACCGAUGAACUAAACUGCUAAAAAAAUUAUAAUAAUCACUCAAUUUGCACUAAAGAGUGUAAAGGUGUUUUACAUAAAUUCUUGCAAGAUUGGUGGUAUAUUACUAUAUAGUUCCUGGGUACUUCUGAAUGAAAUACAGUGUGAUCUGUUAUAUACUGUAUUAUAAGAUAAUGAAUUACUGUGGAAAAUAAGUUUUUGUGCUUUCUGCUUUGUGGUAUUACUGAAUUUAGAGCAGUGUAAAACUUGCAUAAUUCAUCACAACACCAUAUUUGCCUUGUUUCAACAUGGAAUGUAUUUAUAUUUUUCAGGGGUACAUGGGGAAUGUAUGUAAAAUGUAAAAAAAUAAAGAACUAUAAUAAGUUCAUUGCACAUUUAAACAGAUUUUAAUGGAUAGCGGUAUGUAAAAAAAUUGUGAUAAUAUUUUUUAUUUUCAGUCUGCAUUAUACUGCUGUGAUAGUAAUAAAACACAAGUUAAACCUCGA